CUCUGUUGGCCACUCUCUUGUCGACACAAAUAAGUGAUCCGAACACGAACACGAAAGCGGAGAUAACGUCAAAGUGCAAUGUGGUGGAGGAGUCUGCAGGUGUGACUCAGAGCGUGAACAACCUAAUACGGACAUCUCCAUGUCUAUAAGAUCAAACUCUCAAUCUUCGAAAAACAGAAUUGAAUCUCAACCACAUCUAAAAUAUCUCGUCCACGCGAAUUCAACCCCGAGUUUUCACUUGAAACCAUCUUCAUCAUCCACCAAAAUGCAGCUCUCAUUCGUGACUCUCGAUGCCUUCACGAGUACCCGCUAUACUGGGAACCCGGUUGCCAUCGUCCAGGUCCCUGCUUCCAUCGCCCCUAGUCUCACACAAGCACAAAAGCAGUCGAUAGCCUCAGAAUUCAACCUCUCAGAGAUUGUCUUCCUGCACCUCCCAGAAGAAGGAACUGCUCCCACGGAGAGGAAUAUCGACAUCUUCACCCACCAAGCCGAAGUCCCAUUCGCUGGCCAUCCAACCAUCGGCACUUCUCACUACCUCUUAAAAACGGUUGGGGAGAGGGUCGACACCAUCAUCACAAAAGCUGGACCAAUUCCUAUCUCAGUUGACGAGCAGACGGGGAAUGUGAAAGCUGAGAUUCCGCAAGAUUUUCAUAUUCAUGAGGUUACCUACAAGUGUGACUUGAAUGCAAAGGAAAACUCGACCAUAAGCAUCGCCAAGGGCAUGAGCUUUAUUUUCGUCAGACUGGAGAGCCUUGAGGACCUUGUAAAAGCGGACGAGCUCAAAAACUUGCAUGGAGAUACUUACGACCCAUCCUCUCUUGACGAAGGAUGGAAAGUCGGAUUAGUGGGGACUAUGUAUUUCGUUGCCCAGGGAACGGAUGAGCUUGGAAGAAAGAAAUACCGCACUCGUAUGUUUGGAUCGAGAGAGGAUCCCGGAACAGGAAGCGCGAGCUCGGGUUUGGGGUGUUACUUGGCUGGGCUGGAGGGGAAGGAGACUGGGAAGGGGCCUAUUAAGUUUGUGUUUGAGCAGGGGGUGGAGAUGGGGAGGCGGAAUGUGAUAAGUGUUGAGGUUACACGGGGUGAAGGGGGAGAGGGGGUUGAGAAGGUGGCCUUGAGUGGUGCUGCUGUUACUGUUAUGGAGGGAAAGUUGGAGGUUUGAAAAGUCUCAAGUGCGGAAUUUGUCAUGUUACGCCUGAUGUUCAACUUAUACAAGUACACCCCCCAUUACAUGUAUCAAGAACCAUAAUCCCCGUGGCAGACGAUCAAACUACUAGCAGUACUCUAGAGAUGUAUGCGGUUCAAUCCCUGCAAUCUAACGCCGGC
Molecule: messenger RNA, 1323 nt
Organism: Hyaloscypha bicolor E
Lineage: Eukaryota; Fungi; Ascomycota; Leotiomycetes; Helotiales; Hyaloscyphaceae
Product: Diaminopimelate epimerase-like protein
Exons: 2
Coding region: 140-1159 (339 amino acids)
Biological process (GO): biosynthetic process
Cellular component (GO): cytoplasm
Molecular function (GO): isomerase activity
Source: RefSeq, a predicted model, not a curated record